Molecule: messenger RNA, 663 nt
Organism: Daucus carota subsp. sativus
Lineage: Eukaryota; Viridiplantae; Streptophyta; Magnoliopsida; Apiales; Apiaceae
Product: TMV resistance protein N-like
Exons: 3
Coding region: 1-663 (220 amino acids)
Biological process (GO): defense response
Source: RefSeq, a predicted model, not a curated record
AUGAAAAGAUGGGUUAUUGUUGUGUUUUACAGCAUUCAUCCAUUGGUUGUGCGACACGAAACUUGGAAAUUUAAAGAAGCUUUUGAAAUACAUCAAGCUGGAUCCUUUCCAUGUAUAUCCGGAAACAGGUCUGAAGCUGAUGUUAUCAAUGAAACUGUUGAUGAGAUUCUACUCAACAUAAAUUCCAAGGGUUUAGAUGUCGCAAAGCAUCCUGUUGGGCUGGAGUCUCGAGUUAAAGAGAUAACAAUAUUGUUGAGCAGUGACACAGAAGGUGUCGUUAGGAUGGGAAUAUAUGGGAUGGUUGGAAUAGGAAAGACAACACUUGCUAAAGCUCUGUAUAAUCAACUUUUGCUAGGAAGCUACACGGGAACUAGCUUUCUGGCGAAUGUUAGGGAAAUUUCAGGGACUACAAAUGGCCUAGUAUCUUUACAACAACAACUUAUUAGCGAUGUGCUUAAAAAUGAGCAUAAACAAUUUGAAUCAUUAGUAGGACCAUUUGCUCCUGGGAGUGUAGUUAUAAUAACUACAAGGGAUGAAGAGAUACUGGAUACUAUCGAUGUGGAAACCAGAUAUCGAUACAGAGUAAAUGAGCUGGACGAUGCCGAGUCACUGGCACUAUUCACCCGACAUGCAUUUGGAAAUGAUAAACCAAACAACACAUGA